Closterium sp. Naga37s-1 is the source of this 1302-nucleotide messenger RNA. Lineage: Eukaryota; Viridiplantae; Streptophyta; Zygnematophyceae; Desmidiales; Closteriaceae. The record is from the annotation of a GenBank genome assembly.
AUGGUGAUUGCUGGUGCAUCUGAGCCAUCGCCAGUGCGCGCUGCCGCCUGGUCGGCUGUGGUCGCCCAGCCUCAGUCGGGGCCCGGAAAGGCGACCAUGCCGACGGAGCCCCCUGUACCGCCGGCUCCGACGCCCUCGACAACAGUCGCUGAAAAGACUCUUCCCCACGCACCCGCGGAUCCCCUUGCCGUGUCGGGGGCUGGCCCGUCUGUUCCUGCGGCUGCUCCGUCCGCUCCGCCGGCUGCUCCUGUUCCCCUGGCCCUCUUCGUCGAGCCGUUGGUGCCUGCUCCUGCUGGGGAUGUUGCUGAUCCCCCAGUUCUUGUCCCUCGCGCGCCCGUUGCACUGCCUGCUUCCGUCAGCGACGCGCCUGUACCGGCUUCUGUUCCGUCGACAAAAGCGGCGUCCGCCACCACUGGCGGCCCGGCUCCGUCGGUUGCGCCCUCAGCGGCGGGGCAAUCCGUGCCUGCUGUGGCGCCGUUGGCCCCGGCAGGUCAGCCGUUACGUCUCCCGUCGCCUGACCGCCGACCGUCUCGCCCUCAUUCCCCCUCGCCCCACCAGGAUCGCAAGUCGUCUCGUCGCCGUCGUGAUUCUCCGCGGCGAUUCCAGCAGCAGCCUCACUGGCCUGCUCGCCCCGGUGGUCAGGGGGACUGGAGGGGUCCCCACGGGCGCGGUGGUGGUGGGGGGUACCGCCCGCCGGUGACGAUGGCAGAUCUUCAGCGGGAAGUGUCGAGGGCGGUACGUGAGGAGAGGGCGUCGCAGAGCCAGAGCAGUUCGAUGCGCGCCUCGCCGGCCCAAGAGGCUCCACGCCAGCCUGUGCUCCCGUCGAGUCCACCGCCUGUCGCUGCACCCCCUCCUCAGGUUCACAUCCCAACGGCUCCUGCUCCUGCUGCGUCCGCGCCCGCCUCUGGAGCGCGUCUUCGCUUGUCGCCGGUUCCGCCUGUUGCGGGGGUGGAAUUUGCGGCCGCUGGUGGCGUCGCGUUUGCGACGCAGUAUUCGCAUCCCGCUGAUGAGGAUCAGCCGCUCCUGAUCCUGGCGGAGGCGCUUCAGCCUCCGCAGACUCGUCGUGACACCUGCCUGGACGCGGCAGACCAGCUCGCGGUGCUCCUGGCGCCCGUGCUGGCUGCGCCCGCGGAGGGAGGCGCUGCUGCUGCGGGACAGCUUGACGAGGCUGUCCGGGGCCUGAGGCGGCACUUGCGUGCUGGAUCUGGAGCCGCGGCGAUCGGCGCAAGCACGCUUGUGGUCCGGGAGCUGUGGCGCUCCCUGACGGGCGUUCUUCACGCCCUUGGAGCGCACCGCAUGUAG